Anguilla rostrata (American eel) is the source of this 1385-nucleotide messenger RNA. RefSeq names its product TATA box binding protein (TBP)-associated factor, RNA polymerase I, A (gene taf1a). Gene Ontology annotation, biological process: transcription by RNA polymerase I. The transcript is spliced from 11 exons. Gene Ontology annotation, cellular component: RNA polymerase I transcription regulator complex. The record is from RefSeq and is a predicted model, not a curated record. NCBI's taxonomy places the organism in Eukaryota, Metazoa, Chordata, Actinopteri, Anguilliformes, Anguillidae. The coding region runs from base 129 to 1385 and encodes 418 amino acids.
GUGUACUAACGCAAACAGGCGCGUUGGCAGACUGUAAGACCCAAUUACUUUUAUUUUGAAAAACUUAGACCGGAAGUGCUCAUGUAAACUGAACACGCAGAGUCACUGGAAACAGUCCAGAGUAAAGUAUGGACGACAUAGAUGCGGAAUUGGGACUGUUGGAGACGCACCUGGAUGACGUCUGGAACGAUGACCUGGAGGGAGAGGAGAGGGCCGCACCGGCGAGGCUACCUGUGAAAGUACACUGGGACACAGAAACGCAUUUGGAGUCGGGGUUCCACAGGACAGCCAGACUCUGCCUGAGGAGAAUCCAUGGCCUGAUGCUGCAGCAGCGAUGGCAGGAGGCAGCGGAGUACAUGAGCAGCUACGCCCAGACCCUGGAGGACUCCUCUAUGCCCUGCCAAAUGCAGGCUGCGGAGAUUAUUUGGAAGCUGGGGACAGCGAUUCUUCAGCAGCACCCAAACAGCCGGCCGGAGGACUUCAGCUCUUUCUACGAGCGGAUGAAGCACACGGGUGUGAAGCAUUACCUGAAGAUUUCCUUGGAGCACUCUUUCCACUUGCUGGUGAAUGGGAAGUUUGACGAUGCCAAACGGCAGUUGUCCGUCGCGGAGAGCUGGAGGUACGGGAAAAUCUCGGCUUCUCAAUCGCAGACGAUCAAGCUGAUCCAGGCAUAUCGGGCCUUCCUGGAUUACUUCACCUGGUCGACAAAGAAAUCGAUUGUCUCUGCGGGCGAUGAGUCCGAUGUAUCUGCCAAUCAAGAGAUGCAUGUUUACUUCAGACAGGCCUCUGUCACCCUGAAGGAAGUACUGAAGGAGCCAGGAGUCUGGGAUCCGUUUAUUAUCAGCUAUGUCGAUAUGCUGGAGUUCUACGAUGACCAGGAGGGGGCGCUGCACGUCCUGGAGGAGUACGCCUACAACAGCCGGUUCCCACCCAAUCCCAACGCGCACGUCUACCUGUACCAGUACCUGAAGAAGCACAAGGCCUCGAAGAAGCGGCUAAUCAAAGUGCUGCAGGUCCUCCAAUCGCUGGUCCCCUGUCACGAGCUCAUGCUGGAGUUAUGCAGCCUCCUGGUGCAGAGAGGAGAAGAGGAGCACCUUCGGGAGGCUGUAUCUGUCAUUUUUAGUCUCCUUGACUACAGCGGCUGGAAGGACAGCUUGGAGGCCUGGUCUUGCCUGCGGAACAUUCUCCGGCUUCUCAAGAAGAAACACAGGCAUUUAGCCGCAGGGGAGUGGGAGAGCAGGCCCUGGUGGACGGCGUAUCACUUCAGCACCUUCCAGGCCAAGAGGAACCUGGAGAUGAACCCUCGGCUGGCCAAAGCGAAGGCAGCGGUGGCAUCGGCCAUGAGCGCCAACGGUAACGGUGAGUCUGUACCGCCACCGCACUGA